AUGGAAUUGCUUGAUCUGCCAACACUCAAAACACCUAGCAGCCUCGCCGUGGUCCUGUUAGCCCUUGGAGCUUUUUGGUGGCUCGCAUCAACAUUAAUCGCAUGGAAUCGGCUGCGGCACAUCCCAGGCCCAUGGAUCGCAGGAUUCAGCUACAUAUGGGUAGCCUGGAAGGACUACAGCGGCAAUCAGCACCAAUCAUCCUUGGACAUCGACAAAAAGUACGGCUCACUGGUGCGUAUUGGGCCAGACGCCCUCAUAACUUCAGAUGUCGAGGUCGUCAAGCGCAUGUCUGGACCAAAGAGUACCUAUCGCAAAGGAACAUGGGCUGACGGUAUGCGGUUGAACCCGUACAACGAUGUUCUGUUCGGUGUACGGGAUCCUCAUGAGCAUGAUCGAGUCAAAGCUCGUCUUGCACCUGGGUACAGUGGUCGCGACACACCUCAUCUUGAAGAUAUUGUCGAUGAGCAAGUGAACAAUCUGGUUUCACUCAUUCGCAAUCGAUAUGUCUCUGACCCUUCUUAUGGCGAGUUUCGCGCCAUGUCUCUCAUCCAUGUAAUUUCUUACUUCUCUCUAGAUGUCAUUUCCAAGGUGGCAUUAGGGACUGAGUUUGGGUGCUGUGCUUUAGACUCUGACCCGUACAGGUUUUACGAGGCAAUGGCUGAGCAUUUGCCUCUCAUGGCAAUGACCAGUGAUGUACCGUGGAUGCGAGACAUAUUGCAUUCUCCUACAUUUCUGAAGUACUUUGGCCCUAAGGAGACUGAUUCCCAUGGGAUUGGUCCUUUGAUGAAAGUCACCAAUGACAACGUACGAGCAUACUACAGUCAAGAACAAAAUGAAAAGACGGGUAUAUUGAGCUCCUUCAGAGCCCAUGGACUUUCUGAAAGCGAUGCUCAAUCUGAGGGGCUGUUCGUAUUCGUCGCAGGAUCCGACACUACCGCAGCAGCUCUCCGUGUUACUGUAUUCUACAUCAUGUCAUCACCUCGCGUUUAUCGAAAGCUCAAAGAAGAGAUCCGAAAGGCGAUACAUGAGGGACGCGCCUCUAGUCCUAUCACCGUUGCUCAAGCACGAGAACUACCAUAUUUACAAGCGGUAAUUUAUGAAGGGCUUCGUAUGCGACCAGUGACCACAGGACAGCACGCCAGAGAAGUACCCGCGGGCGGCGACACUAUCAACGGACAUUUCAUACCCGAAGGCACAUCCAUUGCUAUCAAUUUCUCCGCCAUUCUGAGCUCAAGGGAAUUGUUCGGGCCUGAUGCAGAUGUCUUUCGACCUGAGCGUUUCAUUGGUUUAGAAGACCACGAUCUUGCUGAGAUGCGCCGUAACGUUGAGAUUAAUUUUGGCUACGGACGCUGGAUGUGUGCUGGGAAACCUCUAGCCUUCAUGGAGCUUCAAAAAGUCUAUUUUGAGCUGCUUCGAGCAUUUGACUUCCAGCUUGUUGAACCGUUGAAUCCUAUGACUUCCGAUAGUCAUGCCGUGUUUCGAGACCAUGGACUCAAAGUUCGUGUUACGAUGGCCGAGGAUAUGGAGUGA
Molecule: messenger RNA, 1530 nt
Organism: Fusarium poae
Lineage: Eukaryota; Fungi; Ascomycota; Sordariomycetes; Hypocreales; Nectriaceae
Exons: 5
Coding region: 1-1530 (509 amino acids)
Molecular function (GO): monooxygenase activity; heme binding; oxidoreductase activity, acting on paired donors, with incorporation or reduction of molecular oxygen
Source: RefSeq, a predicted model, not a curated record